GAUUCUCCAAAUCCCUAAACCCCCUUCUCCCCAGUUCCCGCCCUCUCUCGAAUCACACCCCUUCCCUUUCCGGCGCGUGAAGAGCAGCCACCAUGGGAGAGCGUAAGGUUCUGAACAAGUACUACCCGCCGGACUUCGACCCGUCGAAGCUCCCCCGAGUCCGGCGACCCAAGAAUCAACAGAUCAAGGUCCGUAUGAUGCUUCCGAUGAGCAUCCGAUGCAACACCUGCGGCAACUACAUCUACAAAGGCACCAAGUUCAACUCGAGGAAAGAAGACGUCGUCGGCGAGACGUAUUUGGGGAUUCAAAUCUUUAGGUUUUACUUCAAGUGCACCAGGUGCUCGGCGGAGCUUGCAAUGAAGACGGACCCGCAGAACUCGGAUUAUGUGGUGGAGGCCGGGGCGACUCGGAAUUUCGAGCCGUGGCGUAAUGAGGAUGAGGAAGCGGAUAAGGAGAAGCAGAAGAGGGAGUCGGAAGAAAUGGGAGAUGCUAUGAAGUCUUUGGAGAAUAGAACAUUGGAUUCGAAGAGAGAGAUGGAUAUUCUUGCGGCUUUGGAUGAGAUGAAGUCCAUGAAGUCCAGGCAUGCCACUGUGAGUGUGGAUGAGAUGUUGACGGCUUUGCAGCAUACGGUUGCGCACAAGGAGGAAAGGAUAGAAGAGGAGGAUGAAGCAAUCUUAAAAUCAAUUGUAUUCCAUAACUCAAAAGAUUAUGUUCGAAGGAUUCAUGAUGAUGAUUUAGAUGAUGAUUUAGAUGAUGAUGAAGACUUAUUAGAGCCUUUUAGCAGCAAUGGUGAAACGUCUAAUCAUCUGUCAAAGAGACAAAAGCUUACUCAAGAUAAUAGCAAACCAACAGAUUCAUUGACAAAAACCAGUAUUUUUGAUAGCUCAAGCAGCAGAGGAAAACAGAAUGGUUCAGAAGAUACUAAAAUCAUUUUCAAGUCUCCAACUGUUAGGCUGUCUGUUGUUAAGAAACCAGUGGUGGCUAAAGUUAACAAUUUGGUGAAGGUAGAAGACCAGAAACAAGUUGGUGAGGAGUCUAAAAGUUUGACUGAACCAGAUGAGAAAGAACAGGACGGCGAGAAUAAUAUCAACAGUGGAAGCAACGUAUUACAAUCAUUGUGCCAAAACUACAACAGUGAUGAUAGUGAUGAGUAAAUACUGAAUUGGUGAACGUCUGUGGACAGAUACUUGAAUCGAAGGCCUCUCUUGUACUGAUUUUUCAAAAAAAAAAAAAAAAUCAUCGUGUAUGUUCAACAUGCUGUUUCAAUCAAACAGUGUCACUCAUGUUUGCCUCUUGGUAAUUCCUAAUACAAGGAUACGUAUGUGAUUAUGAAAAACCAGUUUUGGUCUUUUCUGUUUACAGAUUGUUUGUUCUGUUUACAGAUUGUUUCAAUCAAACAGUGUCACUCAUGUUUGCCUCUUGGUAAUUCCUAAUACAAGGAUACGUAUGUGAUUAU
Messenger RNA from Fragaria vesca subsp. vesca, 1456 nucleotides. Its product is annotated as coiled-coil domain-containing protein 94 homolog. The coding region runs from base 93 to 1154 and encodes 353 amino acids. Gene Ontology annotation, biological process: mRNA splicing, via spliceosome. Gene Ontology annotation, cellular component: U2-type catalytic step 1 spliceosome. The record is from RefSeq and is a predicted model, not a curated record. The transcript is spliced from 8 exons. NCBI's taxonomy places the organism in Eukaryota, Viridiplantae, Streptophyta, Magnoliopsida, Rosales, Rosaceae.